Messenger RNA from Zonotrichia leucophrys gambelii, 2426 nucleotides. RefSeq names its product RecQ like helicase (gene RECQL). The coding region runs from base 368 to 2353 and encodes 661 amino acids. Gene Ontology annotation, biological process: double-strand break repair via homologous recombination. NCBI's taxonomy places the organism in Eukaryota, Metazoa, Chordata, Aves, Passeriformes, Passerellidae. Gene Ontology annotation, cellular component: chromosome; cytoplasm. The transcript has 15 exons. Gene Ontology annotation, molecular function: nucleic acid binding; ATP binding; 3'-5' DNA helicase activity. The record is from RefSeq and is a predicted model, not a curated record.
AUAGAAGAUAAGGGAAAAAAGGUAAGGGAUGCGGGGGCGCGGUCGGCACUAGCCUUUGGGACAGCUGUGGGAGCGGCCGACCCGAGCCACGGCUGAGCCCAACGCACGGGAGGACACGGCUGCGAGGCGCUGCUCCUGCUCGCCUUGGCGGCCUCACUCCCUUCCUUCCUCCAUCCAUCCUGCCCCGUCCUGCACUGCCGAGCGGGGCCUUCCCUUCCUGCCGUCCAUCCGGCUGUCCUGCCCGGUCCCGCAGCCCCACCGAACAGGUGCUUCAGGCCUGGCAAGCGCCGUGCCCGCUGCUGGCGUGAGGUGACAGUUGCUUGGUUAAAUAAGGUCUCCUAAAGAUAACAUUCUUGAAUCUCCAAAGAUGACAGCUGUUGCAGUGCUGGAGGAGGUGCUGGUGUCCAUUGAGAAUGAGCUGCAAGCAGUGGAGAUGCAGAUCCAGGAACUUGUGGAUAAGCAGCAGGAGCUUCUUCAGAAAAAGAUGAGAGUAAAGAAUCUGAUAAAACAGUCCUCAGGAGAUGUGGAGGCAGGUGGAAGUAAAGACACUGAAACCUCAGCUGAGGAAUGGAACAAAAAAGAUUUUCCAUGGUAUGAGAAGAUAAAAACUGCAUUGCAGAGCCAAUUUAAACUCCAGAAGUUUAGAUCACUGCAGCUUGAAACAGUAAAUGCUGCAAUGGCAGGGAAGGAUAUAUUUCUUGUCAUGCCCACAGGUGGUGGGAAGAGCCUUUGUUACCAGUUACCAGCUGUCUGUUCUGAUGGUUUCACACUGGUGAUAUGUCCUUUGAUAUCUCUCAUGGAAGAUCAGCUGAUGGUUUUGGAACAGCUUGGUAUCUCUGCAGCUUUGUUAAAUGCCUCAAGCAGCAAGGAACACGUGAAGUGGGUGCACACAGAAAUGCUGAAGAAGAAUUCCCAGCUGAAGCUCAUUUAUGUGACCCCAGAGAAGAUUGCAAAGAGCAAAAUGUUCAUGUCCAAGCUGGAGAAGGCUUACCAGGCUGGGUGCCUGGCUCGCAUCGCCGUGGAUGAGGUGCACUGCUGCAGUCAGUGGGGCCACGACUUCAGGCCUGACUACAAGUCUCUUGGUAUCCUGAAAAGACAGUUUCCCAAUACUCCCUUGAUUGGAUUGACAGCAACAGCUACCAAUCAUGUUUUAAAGGAUGCUCAGAGCAUUUUGCACGUUCAGAAGUGCAUUACCUUUACUGCUUCCUUCAACAGGCCCAACCUUUACUAUGAGGUUCGGCAUAAACCUUCAAAUAAUGAAGAUUUCAUAGAGGACAUAGUUAAGACCAUUAAUGGAAGAUACAAAGGACUGUCAGGAAUUGUUUACUGCUUUUCUCAGAAGGAUUCUGAGCAAGUUACUAUGAGUUUGCAGAAACUGGGAAUCAAGGCAGGGACUUACCAUGCAAACAUGGAUCCUAAAUAUAAAACCAAAGUUCAUAAAGGAUGGGCAACAAAUCAAAUCCAGGUGGUAGUGGCAACUGUUGCUUUUGGCAUGGGAAUUGAUAAACCUGAUGUGAGGUUUGUAAUCCAUCACUCUAUGAGCAAGUCCAUGGAAAACUAUUACCAAGAGAGUGGACGUGCAGGUAGAGAUGACCAAAAAGCUGACUGCAUUUUGUAUUAUGGGUUUGGAGAUAUAUUCAGAAUCAGCUCAAUGGUGGUGAUGGAAAAUGUUGGCCAAGAGAAGCUGUAUGAUAUGGUCUCUUAUUGCCAAAAUAUGAGCAAGUGUCGCCGGGUGCUCAUAGCUCACCACUUUGAUGAGGUGUGGGAUUCUGCCAACUGCAACAGAAUGUGUGAUAACUGCUGCAGAGAGAAUGCAUGUGAGAAGCUGGAUGUAACAGGAUACUGCAGGGAUCUAAUAAAGAUCCUUGAGCAAGCUGACAGCAUGAAUGAGAAACUCACCCCACUGAAAUUAAUCGAUGCCUGGUCUGGGAAAGGUGUAUCCAAAUUCAGGGUGCCUGAAGUUACUCCACCCAAGCACCCUCGAGAGGAGCUGGAGAGAAUUAUUGCUCAUUUUCUGCUGCAGCAGUAUCUGAAGGAGGAUUUCAGCUUCACAGCCUUUGCCACAAUAUCCUACCUGAAGGUGGGACCCAAAGCCCGGCUGCUGAAAAACGAGGGACAUGUCAUCACCAUCGAGGGGAUAACAAACAGCAAAAGUGGUUCCAAGGUGAAACCAUCUCAAUCUUCAAAUUCAGAAGGAAGCAGAGAAAAUGCCCAGGCUGGAUCAAAGACUGUCCAAGAUUCAGGGCUGAAGAAAUCACAGGAACAUAAACGGCCCAGCUGUAGUCCUAACUUAAAAGCAAAGAAGCCGAAGCUUCAGGAAGGUGCACGUGACCAACCAGUAGUUAUUGACUGAGCGUCACAGACUACAUUUAGGAUCUAAUCAUGGUUGCUGCUCCCUGGACAGUGCAAUAUAUUUUUAUACUCUA